AUGCAGGUGGACGUGUCACUGAAGAUGGAGCUGCCAGGGUGGGUCGUGCUCGUCCUCUGCUUCAGCCUCGGCCUGUUGUUCUUUGUCACGUCGCGCCAGGACGCCGUCUUCCUCGAUGACACUCUGCCCGACACCACCGACAACGACGACAUCAACAUCGACAACGACAACUCUCAUCAUCACCAUCAGCAGCAGCCCAGCAAACACCACCGCCACAGCUUUCGGGGCACGUUUUCCCAGCCCGAAUUGCUGUGGGCGCCCACGUACAAGGUGGCGUCGGACCACUACCAGAUCGCGUCCGACGAAGGUCCCAGCCAUUGCGCCGGCAAGAAGUACACAUGGGAGGCCUGCCCCGGCCCUAGCCCCAGCCACAUCAACGCCUCGCUACAACACGGCAUAUUCGAGCUGCACUGCCCAGCCGGCGUGGUGGGCCUCUACUCAUUCGACAUCCACGGCAAUGGCACACAGUGGAACGAAUACCCUGGGCACCCAGUGGUGACCGAGGCGACGGCGGUGAUCGCGCGCUGCACCACGCGCGACUGCGAGAAGUUUCUGGACUCGCAGCACAUGUGCCCGAAGGACGAUGUGUUCCUCACGCAGGUGCUGCUACGGCCCGACGUGUCCGCCCGGCGGGUCGACGUCAACCUGCCGCUCAACGUGCUCGUCCUCUUCACCGACUCGGCGCCCCGGGCGGACUACGUCGCCAGCCUCCUCCAGACCGAGAAGGUGCUGCGCGAGCUCGAGGAGACUGACCAUCACACCACCUUCAGCUUCCCCUUCUACAACGCCAUCGGGCAGGGCACGAAGAGGUGGUUCUACUCGGCGAUGGGUCGCAACAGUACGGCGAACCCGAGCGUGUUCUCGCCCACGCCAGAGGGCAAGGAUGGGAUUCCCUGGGUGUGGGAGCAGUUCAGGGGCCACGGCUACGCCACGGGCAUCUCCAUGGAGGGCUGCUGGUGCGGCGAGACCGAGGACUUCUUCCGCUCCUACCCCUACGGCGGACCCAGCGAGGAGUGGGGAACGAAUUGGAACUACUACGAGGAGCUGGGCGACUACCAGCUGAUGAACGUGUUCUGCGCGGUGGACGUGAAGGACGGGUCCUACCGGCGCGACAACACGCAGUACGACGUCGAACUGGACGAGGCCCCGAUCUGCCUGGGCGGCGACUACCAGUCCAACAAGUUCUACGAGUGGGGCUUCCAGUUCAUCGACGCCCAGGAGCGGAUGAACAGGGACGGGCACCGCGACGCGCUGCAGCGCGAGGGUCAGCGCGUGCAGCCCUGGUACCUGUACCACCAGACCAUGUAUGCCCACGGCCCAAGCCCCUGCGCCGGCAUGCAAUUCACCGACAUGCAGAUGGCCAAGUACUUAGGGCGUCUGCACAAGCACGGCUACAUGAACAACACCAUGUUAGUGCUGGUGUCGGACCACGGCAAUGGCUAUUUCUACGACAAUCCCUUCCUGGCCCUCACGGUGCCGAACUGGGUGCUCAAUGCCCGGCCGGAGAUCGGUCGCAACCUGGAGAACAACCAGCACCAGCUCAUCUCCGGCUACGACAUCUACAUGACCCUCACGCACCUGCUCAACUACCCCAGCGAAUACCACCACCCGCGGUUCGACGACUACGCCAAGCGCCACAACGGCCAGUCCCCGCCCGGCCGCAGCCUCCUCUCCACCAUCAACCAGCACCGCUCCUGCGACGACGUUGGCGUCCCAAGCACGUCAUGCUGUGUCGGUCAAUUCAAGCUCGAGAAGCUGGACGCCGAGGACAAGGCGGUGGUGCACAUGGCCAGGCAGGCGCUCGAGUUCGUCAACAACGAGACGGAGCCGUUCCGUAGCGCGUGCCACGUGUGGACGUUCGCGCGGGUGCUGGAGGCCAAGCGCCUGGGAGACACCGAGGUGGUGAUCUACCAGACGCGCGAGAACCAGGGGCGUUUCAAGGCCUCGUUCGCCGGCGGGCGCAUGGCCAGCGUCAAGCAGCUCUCCAUCUGGAACCCCAACAAGAAGUGCAUGCCCAACGGCGUGCGCAUGGAGUACUGCCAGUGUCUGCCCGUCAACAUCAGUGACUAG
Acanthamoeba castellanii str. Neff is the source of this 2070-nucleotide messenger RNA. RefSeq lists its product as uncharacterized. The record is from RefSeq and is a predicted model, not a curated record. The transcript has 9 exons. The coding region runs from base 1 to 2070 and encodes 689 amino acids. NCBI's taxonomy places the organism in Eukaryota, Discosea, Longamoebia, Acanthamoebidae.